Molecule: messenger RNA, 1311 nt
Organism: Frieseomelitta varia
Lineage: Eukaryota; Metazoa; Arthropoda; Insecta; Hymenoptera; Apidae
Product: dual specificity protein phosphatase 19-like
Exons: 1
Coding region: 1-582 (193 amino acids)
Biological process (GO): protein dephosphorylation; regulation of MAP kinase activity
Cellular component (GO): cytoplasm
Molecular function (GO): JUN kinase phosphatase activity
Source: RefSeq, a predicted model, not a curated record
AUGGAUUUAAAUAGUCUAAUAAAAAGUAAAAAGAUACAAUUGAAAAAAUGCAGAACUGUUGUAACUAACAUGGUUGGUCAAAAAUAUGAAGAGAUCAAUGGAAUAAAAAGAAAAUUGUCUCUUACAGGAACACCAUUUGUUAUAGAUGAUAGACCUGAUUUACAGGUCGCAUAUAUACUACCAGGAUUGUACGUAAGUUCUCAAGAUCCUGUUGUAAGCAAAGGAAUUUUGCAAAAACAUGAAAUUCAUCAUAUUUUAAGCAUUGGUGUUGAUGCACCAAUAAAAUUUGAUGACAUUAAAUACUAUUAUUGUGACUUGUUAGAUUUACCUGAAUCUGAUCUUUCUGUAGCAAUUAAAAAAUGCAUUAAGAUCAUAAACGAACAUCGUAAUGAAAAUAUUCUUGUACAUUGCAAUGCUGGUGUAUCUCGUUCUCCAGCAAUUGUUAUAUCUUAUAUAAUGGCUUACGAAAAAGUCUCGUACGAUGAUGCAUAUACUAAAGUAAAAAAUGUAAGAAAUUGUAUUAAACCUAAUGAAGGAUUUGUACAGCAAUUAAAAAAAUUACAGUUCUCAAAUAUAUUGUAACAAAUGAAUGAAAUGACAAUACAUUAUGUUAAAAUUUAUUCAAAGAUAUUUCUGUAAAGAAUGAAAGGAAAAAAUAACGCUGUUUUAACAAUAGAUUAAUUAUAUAUAUAUAUAUUAUUACAGUACAAUUCAUGUAUUAUGACAUAAUGUGUACAGAGAAUAUUAUUUUAUAAUUACAAUUACUUUGUAUUUAUAAUUCAUUAAAAAAGGUACAUUCAUGCACAGCAUCUAUCAAAUUUUUAGCCAAAACUAAGCAUAUUAAAAUUGCUAAUUCUGGCAUUUUUGUAUAAACCAUGCAUUAGAGAUGACAUAUAAGUCGUCGUACCAAGUAGUUUUAUAAAAAUUACUGUAAAUCUAAAAAAUAUAGAUGAAUUUCUGUAUACAUGAUAGUAUCUAUUAUUUUAUGUGUGAUAGUAGUAUAUUAUUGUACCUGUAGUACAAUAGCUAUUAUAUCGAUUAUAUAUAAUAAUGUAAUUAUUAUCAAUAUUUAUAUAAUGUAUACAUAUAUAUGUGUAUAUAUGUAUAUUUAUAUAUAUAAUUAUGUAUAAUCUAAUAUUCACAUUCCUCCAACAAUUGAAAUGAGCUGUCUUGAAGAAAAUAGACAAGGCACUUGAACCGAAUAUUUUUUUCUUAGCUAGUUGGCCUCAUAAAUAGUAGAAUGCAAAAAUUUGCACAUCAUACAGCAAACAGUAAAAUAGAAAUAAUAAAUAAAAUCAGCUAUUCAAAGAA